Camelina sativa (false flax) is the source of this 2498-nucleotide messenger RNA. NCBI's taxonomy places the organism in Eukaryota, Viridiplantae, Streptophyta, Magnoliopsida, Brassicales, Brassicaceae. The record is from RefSeq and is a predicted model, not a curated record.
GCGUCUUAACUAAGCCAAAAAACUAAAAAUACAAAAAAUAAAAAUCUUCUCUUACCCUUUACACCUCUUUCCUCAAAAACCCUAGAUCUCUCUCUCACUCUUUUAGGGAAGCUUCCCUUUAAGUUUUAUUCAUCACUUUAACUAAGAUUACUGUCUUCCUCUUUAUUUCACACACACACAGCUUCAAGUUCAAGACGAGAUUACUUGAUUUGCUCAGAUCUGUUGUGUUUCCCACUCAAAAACCCUUCACAUUUAUGAUCUGUUUGAAGGAAGCUAUGACUUGUGUUUGUUGAUAGUGAGAAAUUUAAAGGAACCGUUUUUAUUUUUUUAUAAUCUGAAGUCAAAAGAUACUUUUUUUUGUUGUUGAUUGUUGCCACAAAUGGCAAUGCCACCAGGAAAUGUUACUACUCCUUCUGAGAAAUUGCAGUUUCCUCCGACCGCCGCAAACGUCGCCGGAAACUGGAUCCCCGACCAGAGAGACGGGUUUAUCUCGUGGCUUCGUGCGGAGUUUGCUGCUGCUAACGCGAUCAUUGAUUCCCUCUGUCAACAUUUACAAACGAUCGGAGAUCAGAACGAAUACGAGUCAGUGAUCGGAAGCAUCCAUCACCGUCGUUUAGGCUGGUCUCAAGUUCUCACUAUGCAGCAGUUUUACCCUGUUACUGAGGUUUCUUACAAUCUUCAACAGAUCGCUUGGAAAAGACAACAGCAGAUGCCGCCACCUCAGAGGCAUUACAGUUCUUCUGAUCAGGUUGGGAAAUUUGGAGGAAGGAGAUCAGGAGGGCCUGGUGGGUUUAACAAGCAUCAUGGUGGUGGUGGUGGUGGUGGUUACAGAGGAUCUGAUUCGAUGGCGAGAAAUGGGCAUAGUUUCAAUUCUACCUCGGAUUACCAUAGCGUAAGCAGUGAUCGUGUUGAGCAUCGGGAGGAAGCUAAGCUAGCAAGUGAUGGUAAGGCUUUAUCUGUUACAGAGGAGAAGAAAGAUGUUAGCGAGAAACCGAAGAGCGAUAGUAAAAAACUGGAAAAAUCUGGAACUCAAGAGGAGAUAGUGAACCAUAAGUGUAAUUCGGCUUCUAAAGAUAACAGUCUCAGUUCUGAGCAAAAGCAAGAAGGGAAAGAUAAAGAGUGUCCUGCAAGCAUGGCAAAGACUUUUGUUGUGCAAGAGAUGUAUGAAGCGAAAAUGGUUAAUGUUGUCGAAGGACUGAAGCUUUAUGACAAAAUGGUUGACGCAAAGGAGGUUUCUCAACUCGUUUCUCUUGUAAACAAUCUGAGACUUUCUGGUAGAAGAGGUCAACUUCAAAGUGAGGCAUAUGUGGGUUAUAAACGGCCAAAUAGAGGACAUGGACGCGAGAUGAUUCAACUUGGUCUCCCCAUAGCUGAUACGCCGCCUGAUGAUGAGAGUAUCAAAGAUCGAAGAAUAGAGCCAAUCCCAUCAGCACUUUCAGACAUCAUUGAACGUUUGGUCUCAAAGCAAAUCAUUUCUGUGAAACCAGACGCUUGCAUCAUUGACUUCUUCAGCGAGGGAGAUCACUCGCAGCCCCAUAUGUAUGUUCCUUGGUUUGGACGACCAGUGUGUGUCUUGUCCUUGUUUGAAUGCGAUUUCACAUUUGGAAGAGUCAUUGUCUCUGAUCAUCCUGGCGACUACAAGGGCUCUCUCAAGCUGUCUCUCACUCCCGGAUCGGUUCUUUUGGUGGAAGGCAAAUCUGCAAAUCUUGCUAAGUAUGCAGUUCACUCAACGCGAAAGCAACGGGUACUCAUCACCUUCAUCAAAUCCAAACCGAGAAACUCCACAACCGGAACUAACUGGGGACCACCGCCUAGCAGAUCGCCGAAUCACCACAUCCGUCACCCAGCUGGACCACCUAAACACUUCCCUGUUAUCCCAACAACAACUGGUGUCUUGCCCACACCGUCUCACCGUCCUCCAAACGGAGCUGUUCAACCGAUGUUCAUCGCCCCUUCUCCUCCUCCGCUCGCCGCUCCAAUGCCGUUCCCAGGUGGUGUGCCACCAGGGCCAACGGUGUGGCCACUGUUGCCACCUCAUCCACGACACCAGCCGGCACCACAACCUCGAAUGCUCAUCCCUGGCACUGGUGUGUUCCUCCCACCAGGUUCAAACCAAGAAGUGGUUUCACAAGGCUCCCCAGAGAAAGAAGACAACAGCGACGGAAGCAGCAAGGCUGCAGAUGUGAAAACGAAGGAAGAGGCUCGUAACGGAACUGCUGCAGGGGAAAGUGAUGGCAGUAAUGGUAAACAGAGCAAUUAGCUGAGGAAGAGAGGAGAUAGAGCAAAGAGAGAAAACUAGUUUUUGGGAGAUAUGAAAUCUGAGGUGCAGUUUAUAUUUAUAUAAACUGUAAAAAAAGAGCGGCGAAUUCUCGUUUGUUUUUGCCACUUUGAGGAAUUAUUUUUAGGAGAGAAAACUACAAAAGAGACGAAAAAGCAAAAUUUACCCGUUUUCUUACUCUCAAGAAAUCAUCAUUUAUCUUUUUUAUCCUUUUCUAUUA